AUGGAAGGUCCAGGUAUGAGCUUGUUUCAAGGUGCUGCAAGCAUUCACAUAAACAAUAGUGCUCAAGAUAGGCUUGAAGAACAGGAGGAGCUCGAAGACCAAAAACGUCUAAAUGAAGAGCUGAAACAUAAUUUGGCCAAUGCUUUCGACGACCUUCAAGAUGAUGAUGAAAAUAGUUCUGUUAAUAGCAGUGGAAAUUACACACUUGAUGCAACUCGUCAGAAUGGUAUUCAACACCCAAUCAGAACCGGACUACCACCAACAUAUGUGGAGUCGCUUAAUCAUUUGAAAGAAAUUCAACACACUUCUGAAUCUCCAAAACCUUAUUGUGAGACUCCAAAAACCCAUUUGCAAAGCUUACGAACUCAAGAGGAUGGUUUGAAGCUAGGAUACAGUCCAUAUGGUGCUGGAGAUGGCCAAAAUCAUUACUUUCAUCAAGAAUUCAGAGGACAUAUGAAUGGCCUUAACAAUUUUGAUGCGAGACAAGAAUACAUGAAUCAUGAGCAAUUGCAAGUAAUGUAUGAAAUGAGGAUAAAAGAAUGUCAACAAUUUGCUGCAAAAAUAGAGAAACUUGACAGUGAUAUAGACGGUCUGCGCGCGCGCCUGACCGCCGCCGUGCAUGACAAAAAUAAAGCUGAACUAUCCUUAGAAGAAGCCCAUCACUUGCUUGCUUCAAGCAAGCACAAGUCGAUAGAGCUGGAACAGCAAAUAACAUCACUCAACAACAAGUUGGUGGAAAGUGAAGAAGACAAACAACAAUUGAGGUUGGAACUCCGAGCUGCCAAUGUUGCGUUACAAGAAACACAACAAAGAUUGCACACUAUGCAGGUAGCUCAUUCACAUGACACUGACGCGCUAUUCAGAGAACAGCAAGACAGACAUCGUGAAGAAAUGGAUAGACUACAGAAUGAUUUGAUUAACGCUAAAAGCAGAUUAGAUGAAAAAGAUAACGAAAUAAAAAUUCUCGAAAAACGAUGUAAGGAACGAGAUCGAGAGAAAGAGGAGAUUUUAAUAGAAAAAGGGGCGACAAUAAACAGACUUGCAAAUGAAUUAGACGCGGCUCAGAAACGACUGUUGAAUGGCGAGAGCGCCAGGUUGAAGGAGAAAGUACUGCAGUUGACUACCGAGAGGAACGCUGCGCGGGAACAAGUUAAAGAACUCGGGUCUAAGCUGGAACUGACGGCGCAAGAGCUGGUGGCGUGCCGCGGCAAGGCGGCGGCGGCGGCGCGCGAGCUGGAGGCGUGGCGCGCCGCGCUCGCGCACCUGCUCGCCGACCUCGCGCCCGACGCCGCCGGCCCCGGCGAUCCCCCGUCUCCUGGAAGAUUAGCGACACUAAAAGAAGUAUUGAACCGCUACAAACAACAAUUACAGAAAUUGUCUACUAUGCAAGAGGAAAUUAACAAACGAGAUAAACGUCUGGAACAACAUCGAAAACAAGAAUCUGAAAUGCGAUCUAAAUUGGAAGAACAAAAAGGCAUAGAGAUGCAGCUGAACUCCAAGCUGGCAGUGCUUCAGAAUAAGCUGGAGCUACUCGGAACCAACUCAGAUAGUGAGCUGAUAGAAAGAUAUAAGCAACAGAAUGAACAGUUGAGAAAAGAUGUAGAAGAUGCUAGGGCAGAAGUUAAAAAUCUAGAACUAAAGUAUACAGAAUUAGAAAUGGAUUAUGAGAAACUAAAAACAGAGAAGGGCAGCCGCGCGUCCCUCGUGCAGGAGGCCAACGCCGACCUCCUGCGCGAGCUGGAGAAGUACAACGGACAGCUCAAGGAAACACUACGGGAUAAUGGAGAGUUAAAGACAUUGUAUUUACAGGUAUGUACUGCGCGUGAUGCAAUAUCUCGAGAACUGAAAGAAGUACAAACGAAAGCUCAAAGAGAAAUAGAACAGUACAGAUCACAAGAAAGAGAUUAUAUAGAGAGGAUAGAGAAAGAGAAGCGUCAAGUAGAGAAAUUAACAUUAGACUUAACAAACGCUAAAGAUGAGUUGGAAAGAGCCAACAAGAGAAUAUCGGAACUUCAAAAAGAGUUUACAGACAAACAGAAGGAGUUUACUGACAAACUUAAUAAGUUUUUGGAAGAUGAAAAAACAGCGAUGCGUAAAGAAAUAGAAGCGUGCGCGAAGUGCGAGCAGCAGCUGAAGCACAUCCGCGGCCUGGAGGAGCAGCUUGUCAAGUGCAACGUUAAAUUAGCGGCGCAAGAAAGUAACGAAACCUUAAUGAAAGAACUGAGAGGCAAAGCAGAAUUCUUUCAACAAUACAUAAUGGAGAGAUAUAAGAAGUUAAGUGACCUUCGCACCGUGGGCACCAACACUGAAGAUAACACUCGCCCUCAAAGUCCUGCUAGCGGUGAAGAAACUGUACAAGAAUCGGAUGAUGUAUUGGAAGCAAAGACGGUCCUGAUGAUGAAAGAGAAGGCAAUACGUGAACAGAUAGCUGAAAAAUUCACACUUGAAAUAAAAACUAUAGAAAUGAACUGCGCAAGACGAUUGAAAGAAAUGGAAACAGAACAACUCGGUACUGUCACAAAACUAAAGGAUUUGUUAGAAAGGAAAGCCAAAGAAGUCGAUACAUUGAAGGAAUUCAUACUCUCUGAGAGAGCUAAAGUGACGCAAAUAUUAGAGUCCAAGGAAAAUGAAAUAUCGGUACUUAUUAAAGAGCAUAAUGUAUUAAGAAAUGAGUGUCAGAAAGCUAAAGAAGAUGUUGUCGAAUGGAGAAUGAAAGCGGAGAAAUAUAAAGAUAAUUUAUCUCGUUUGGGUUCUUUAGAAAAUAUAUUGAAGAAAGAAAAAGAACAUUUUAAAGCGAAAACAAGUUCCGAUGCGAAAGAAUGUCAGGUAUUAAAGAAUAAAUUAAAAGAUUUACAGUCUAAUUUGUCACAAGUUGAGCAGAAGUAUGUUAAUCUACAAGGCGAUUAUCACGUACUGCAAGAGAAGUACAAGAAUGUUAAGAGAACUGCUUUAACUUAUAAGGAGUACAUGGCGAAGAAAGACACGCACAUCAACAAUGAAAUAAACAGAAUAACGGACGAGUACAGGAAGAUAUUCGUAAAGCUGCAGAACCAGAUCAACUACUACGUGAGCCACCGCGCGCCGCGCGCCGACGACUACACACAAAAAUUAAACGAAUUGACAGAAGACUUCGCGCGCCUCACGCAGACUAAUUUCAAGGAGCCGCCGCCUUCGCAC
Molecule: messenger RNA, 3177 nt
Organism: Brenthis ino (lesser marbled fritillary)
Lineage: Eukaryota; Metazoa; Arthropoda; Insecta; Lepidoptera; Nymphalidae
Source: the annotation of a GenBank genome assembly